This is a messenger RNA of Ochotona princeps (American pika), 4967 nucleotides long. RefSeq names its product zinc finger protein 532 (gene ZNF532). Bases 997 to 4956 code for a protein of 1319 amino acids. NCBI's taxonomy places the organism in Eukaryota, Metazoa, Chordata, Mammalia, Lagomorpha, Ochotonidae. The record is from RefSeq and is a predicted model, not a curated record. The transcript has 11 exons.
UAGGGGAAGGACACAUGAUGACCCGCCCCGCCUCUGGAAAGCACCCCCAGCCAGGUCCCCCCCUGUGCUGAUGAUUUUCAGGGACUUGUUGGCAACUCAGCGAGGGUUGCCAUAGCUUUUUUAUGUAGGGUGACCAGAACCGGCUGAAACUGGUUUGAGGCAGAUCAGCUCCUGAACACAAUGCAGUCACUGAGCUCCUACAGUGGGAUAGCAGCUUCCUCCCUUCAUGGCAGCCAAAAGCAGAGGCGCUGGCAGGAAGGUUCCAUCCCAACACAGUAUGUGAAUGCACACUUAGGCACCACACAGCACUGGUACGUGACGAAUGGAGCCCUGAACGAGUCUGGCUAGAGAAGGUGGAGGAAAAGGGGCAGGUUUGCAGGAUCUGAGGUUACGUGGGCUUUUCCUGCCUUUUUUCUUUUUGCUUAAGGGAUGGACAAGGAGCUGAGAUUUAUGACCCUUAUUAAAGGAAAAAGAAAUAAUGUGUCUUGCCAAGGUGGGGACACUUGGCUUAUGCAGGCUCUCGUGGUCUGUGAUUUUAGCAAAACCAAACCAAACUGAGCUGAUGGGGUUGUAAUGGUAGUUUGUUUGUUGCUGGGGAAUGCUGCUUGCAUGCCUUUCUUCUACAGGCUACGGGCUCUGUUCUGUUUUGUAUUUUUUUUUUCUCUUUAGAAGCUACUAAAGGGUGUUGGGGCUACUUCUGACUGUUAUGAAGUCCAAAAGGCCUGUUGGCUGGGGCUGCUUUUAACCCUUUCCUAUUUGCAGAGAAUGCAACCGUGCGACAGUAACUGAACAGUGGUCCACAGUCUUUCCAAAGGGUCAAGGUUCAAAAGCCCCCGUACAACUGCAGCUGGAACAGAGGUCAUCCUGACGCCAAAAGCAGGAAGUACCAGAACACAUUUGGUGUUGCUGCUUCUUCAUUGCUGGACACCUCUGCCACUCCUCCUCCUGCUGCUGAUCUUGGUCCUUGCAAGCUGGGAGCAGCAGCGCCCACAGUGAAUGGGACAUCUGAUCAAAUUCAUGACCAUGGGGGAUAUGAAGACCCCGGACUUCGAUGACCUCCUGGCCGCGUUUGACAUCCCGGACAUGGUGGAUCCCAAAGCAGCUAUUGAGUCCGGACAUGAUGACCAUGACAGUCAUAUUAAGCAGAAUGCUCAUGGUGACGAUGACUCACACACACCAUCAUCUUCUGACGUGGGAGUUAGCGUGAUCGUCAAGAAUGUGCGCAACAUCGACUCCACUGAGGGUGUAGACAAGGAUGGCCACAACGCCACGGGCAACGGCCUGCACAAUGGCUUCCUCACGGCCUCUUCGCUCGACAGCUAUGGCAAGGAUGGGGCCAAGGCCUUAAAGGGGGAUGUGCCCACCUCUGAGGUCACCCUGAAAGACUCCGCCUUCAGCCAGUUUAGCCCCAUCUCCAGCGCUGAGGAGUUUGAUGACGAUGAGAAGAUCGAAGUGGAUGACCCUCCUGACAAGGAGGACGGGCGUCCAGGUUUCCGGACUGCCCUGUUGGCAGGCUCAGCUCCACAGCAGGACUAUGAGAAGCUGAAGGCCCUCGGAGCAGAAAAUGCAAGCAAAACGGGACACUCUUCAUCCAGCAGCACGGAAAAGAGCAAGGCUGUAAAGAGAGAGACAGACACAAACUCCAUCCACCUGAGUGUCUAUGAACCUUUCAAAGUCAGGAAAUCGGAGGACAUACUGAAGGACAGCACCGAGAAGGUGCUGGAAAACAGAGUCCUCGAUGGCAAGCUGAGCUCCGAGAAGAGCGAGCCUGGCCUGGUGGGUGUAGCACCAUCCAAGAACAAGUCAUCCUCCAAGCUGUCCUCAUGCAUCGCAGCCAUUGCUGCCCUGAGCGCCAAAAAGGCGGCAUCAGACUCGAGCAAGGAACCCGCAGCCAAUUCUAGGGAAUCUUCUCCGCUGCCCAAGGAGGCCAGUGACAGCCCCCGGGCUGCCGACAAGUCUCCCGAGACCCAGAGUCUCAUUGACGGGACCAAGAGGGCGAGCCUCAAGCUGCCAGACAGUCCCCGGAGUGUCUCGAGCGAGAACAGCAGCAAAGGGUCCCCGUCCUCUCCCGCGGGCUCCACGCCGGCCAUCCCCAAGGUCCGCAUUAAAACCAUUAAGACAUCCUCUGGGGAGAUCAAAAGGACUGUGACGAGGGUGUUGCCGGAAGUGGAUCUUGACUCUGGGAAGAAGCCUUCUGAGCAGACGGCGUCCGUGAUGGCCUCUGUGACGUCCCUGCUGUCAUCGCCAGCCUCGGCUGCGGUCCUCUCCUCCCCUCCCAGGGCACCUCUGCAGUCGGCAGUGGUCACCAACGCAGUUUCCCCCGCUGAGCUGACGCCCAAACAGGUCACCAUCAAGCCUGUGGCCACUGCGUUCCUCCCCGUGUCUGCUGUAAAGACAGCAGGGUCCCAAGUCAUUAAUCUGAAGCUCGCUAACAACACGACAGUGAAAGCCACGGUCAUAUCUGCGGCCUCUGUCCAGAGUGCCAGCAGUGCCAUCAUCAAAGCUGCCAAUGCCAUCCAGCAGCAAACUGUCGUGGUGCCGGCGUCUAGCCUGGCCAAUGCCAAACUCGUGCCAAAGACUGUGCACCUUGCCAACCUUAACCUUCUGCCUCAGGGUGCCCAGGCCACCUCGGAACUCCGCCAAGUGCUAACCAAACCUCAGCAACAAAUAAAGCAGGCAAUAAUCAAUGCGGCGGCCUCGCAGCCACCCAAGAAAGUGUCACGGGUCCAGGUGGUGUCGUCUUUGCAGAGCUCAGUGGUGGAAGCCUUCAACAAGGUGCUGAGCAGUGUCAAUCCAGUCCCAGUUUACAUCCCAAACCUCAGUCCUCCCGCCAACGCAGGGAUCACGUUACCGACGCGGGGCUACAAGUGCUUGGAGUGCGGUGACUCCUUCGCACUUGAAAAGAGCCUGACCCAGCACUACGACAGGCGUAGCGUGCGUAUCGAAGUGACAUGCAACCACUGUACAAAGAACCUCGUUUUUUACAAUAAGUGCAGCCUCCUGUCCCACGCGCGUGGGCAUAAGGAGAAGGGCGUGGUCAUGCAGUGCUCCCACUUAAUUCUGAAGCCAGUCCCAGCAGAUCAGAUGAUCGCUUCCCCAUCAAGCAAUACUUCAGCCUCCUCCGCCACGGUCCAGAGUGCCACGGCAGCUGGCACGCACACCGUCACAAAAAUCCAGUCUGGCAUCACGGGGACAGUCAUCUCUGCCCCUUCCAGCACCCCCAUCACCCCAGCCAUGCCCCUAGACGAGGACCCCUCCAAACUCUGUAGACAUAGCCUGAAAUGUCUGGAGUGCAACGAGGUCUUCCAGGAUGAGACGUCGCUGGCGACGCACUUCCAGCAGGCUGCAGAUACGAGUGGACAAAAGACUUGCACUAUCUGCCAGAUGCUGCUUCCUAACCAGUGCAGUUAUGCUUCACACCAGAGAAUCCAUCAGCACAAAUCUCCCUACACCUGCCCUGAGUGUGGGGCCAUCUGCAGGUCUGUGCACUUCCAGACGCACGUCACCAAGAACUGCCUGCACUACACGCGGAGAGUUGGUUUCCGAUGUGUGCAUUGCAAUGUUGUGUACUCGGAUGUGGCUGCACUGAAGUCUCACAUUCAAGGCUCUCACUGUGAAGUCUUCUACAAGUGUCCUAUAUGUCCAAUGGCGUUCAAGUCUGCCCCAAGUACACACUCCCACGCUUACACACAGCACCCUGGCAUCAAGAUAGGAGAGCCGAAAAUAAUCUAUAAGUGUUCCAUGUGCGACACUGUGUUCACCCUGCAAACCUUGCUGUAUCGCCACUUUGACCAACACAUUGAGAACCAGAAGGUGUCUGUUUUCAAGUGUCCAGACUGUUCUCUUUUGUAUGCACAGAAGCAGCUUAUGAUGGACCAUAUCAAGUCUAUGCACGGAACUUUGAAAAGCAUCGAAGGGCCUCCAAACCUGGGCAUAAACUUGCCUUUCAGCAUCAAGCCUGCAACUCAGAAUUCAGCAAAUCAGAGCAAAGACGAUGCCAAAUCCAUGAACGGGAAAGAGAAAUUGGAAAAAAAGUCUCCAUCGCCAGUGAAAAAGUCAGUGGAACCCAAGAAAGUAGCCAACCCUGGGUGGACGUGCUGGGAGUGUGACCGGCUGUUCACACAGAGGGACGUGUACAUUUCCCACGUGAGGAAGGAACACGGGAAGCAAAUGAAGAAGCACCCAUGCCGCCAGUGUGACAAGUCAUUCAGCUCAUCACACAGCCUCUGCCGCCACAAUCGCAUCAAGCACAAGGGCAUCCGGAAGGUGUACACGUGCUCGCACUGCCCGGACUCCAGGAGGACGUUUACCAAACGGCUCAUGCUGGAGAAGCACAUCCAGUUGAUGCACGGCAUCAAGGACCCCGACCUGAAGGAAAUGACCGAAGCCACCACUGAGGAGGACGUCGAGGUCAAAGAAGACGCCGAGGUCAAACAGGGCAGAUGUCUUGUGGAUCGUGAGGUUCCCAGUCCCAAGCGGAAGUUGGAGGAACCUGUUUUGGAGUUCCGGCCUCCCAGGGGAGCCAUCACUCAGCCCCUGAAGAAGCUCAAGAUCAACGUGUUUAAGGUGCACAAGUGCGCCGUGUGCGGCUUCACCACCGAGAACCUGCUGCAGUUCCACGAGCACAUCCCGCAGCACCGCUCCGACGGCUCCUCCUACCAGUGCCGUGAGUGCGGCCUCUGCUACACGUCGCACGUCUCGCUCUCCCGGCACCUGUUUAUCGUGCACAAGCUGAAAGAGCCGCAGCCUGUGGCAAAGCAGAAUGGGGCGGGCGAGGACAGCCAGCAGGAGAACAAGCCUGGCCCUGAGGACGAGACCGCGGACGGCGCCCAAUCAGACCGCAAGUGCAAGGUGUGUGCAAAAACCUUUGAAACGGAAGCUGCCUUAAACACACACAUGCGGACACACGGCAUGGCCUUCAUCAAAUCCAAAAGAAUGAGCUCUGCGGAGAAAUAGCCCCAGCUGCC